AUGCUCGAAGACGAGAUCUACCGAACAUCAUCGCAGUAUCGCCUCUGGUCCUUCACCAAAGAAUCCCUCUGCUUAAUACGGGCCAAUUCCAAUACCGUUGCCAGCGAACGUGUUAAAGAUGCGAUACGGCGUGCUAAAAAUGAUGCGCGAUCGCAGCAGCCCGCAGCCACAGGUGCUAGAUCCAGUAGCGGUACCCCAAACGCGACCGGUGAUGCUGAUGAUGGAAAAACUGCAGAGGCGACGAUAGGCAGUGGUGAGCAGACAACAGAGAAGGAGAAGGAUAAGGAGAUUGAAUGCUUGACGGUGGAGGAGGAGCUGGAGUUGGUGAGGUAUUAUUGCGAGAAGACGAUGGAGUUGGGCGAUGAGUAUAAGCCGCCGUUGCCGACGGUUGUUAGGGCUACUGCGAUCCAAUACCUCCGCCGCUUCUACCUUACCAACUCCCCCAUGACCUAUCACCCCAAGUCCAUUAUGCCCUGCGCUCUCUUCCUCGCUACAAAGACAGAAAACUACUACAUGUCCCUACGCUCAUUUGCAGAACACAUCCCAAACGCUACGCCGGAGGAUAUCAUCGCGCCCGAAUUUCUCCUUACACAGGGACUUCGCUUUACCUUUGACGUCCGCCACCCGUUCCGCAGCUUAGAAGGUGGAAUCAUGGAACUAAACGCCAUUGCGCGAGGGGAUGGCGCUCCGGGCCCACACCACCCUGAGCAAACAGCAGCCGGUCUGCAACAGGCAAUCCAAUCGCUUCCGCCGCCGCCUCCUCUUACCCUGGCGGCGGCGGAAUAUCCAGACCAGAAGAAACCAGGUGGUAGUGGGUCCAUUACCUCCCGCAUCGCCAAGGCACAUCAUAACACUCGCGAAAUCCUCCGGUCCGCAGCACAAUUGACGGAUGUAUAUUUUCUCUACACACCAUCUCAAAUAUGGCUCUCCGCUUUCCUCCUGGCCGAUAGGCCGAUCGCGGAAUUCUACAUCGACACAAAACUCAUCCCAUUACCGUCCACCACCUCACAAUCACAAUCGCAAUCACAAUCACAGCCCUCAAAAGACGUCUUCUCAGUCCUCCGCACCAAACUCUCCCUCAUCCUCAAUUCCUGCUCCACGAUCCUCUCCACCUACCAGACGAACCAUAUGCCAUCAACCGCACCCGCCACUAUGAAAAACCUCAAACGCAUCGGCAGAAAACUAUACCACUGCCAGAAUCCGGAGAAGAUUGACUUGCGAAAUUUAAACCGCGCCGCGAAGCGUGAGGGUUCCUCUGCUGCUGCCGUGAAAGGAACUGGGACUGGGACAGGGACACCUGCUGCCGCAGCUGAAGUUGGCGCUGGCGCUGGUGCUGCAGGUGAUGAUGAUGAAGCGGAACUGCAGCGAGCGGCGAAGAAGCGGAAGCUGGAGAGGGAGAGAUUUCAGCAGGAAGGGGCGAGGCUUUUCGGGGGAGAUUUGGUGGAACAUAGGAAGAAAAAGGCGGAAACGGAUUGA
Molecule: messenger RNA, 1476 nt
Organism: Histoplasma mississippiense
Lineage: Eukaryota; Fungi; Ascomycota; Eurotiomycetes; Onygenales; Ajellomycetaceae
Exons: 2
Coding region: 1-1476 (491 amino acids)
Biological process (GO): regulation of cyclin-dependent protein serine/threonine kinase activity; regulation of transcription by RNA polymerase II
Cellular component (GO): transcription factor TFIIK complex; nucleus
Molecular function (GO): cyclin-dependent protein serine/threonine kinase regulator activity
Source: RefSeq, a predicted model, not a curated record